AUGGCCUCUGACAUGCAUUCUUCCGCAGGUGCCAUCGAGCUCAAGGACAACACCGUCAUCGUUGUCCUGGGCGCCUCGGGCGACCUCGCAAAGAAGAAGACAUUUCCCGCGCUCUUUGGACUCUACCGAAACCAGUUCCUGCCCAAGGAUAUCAAGAUUGUCGGCUAUGCGCGCACGAAGAUGGACGCCGACGAAUACAAGCGCCGGAUCAAGUCGUACAUCAAGACGCCGACCAAGGAUAUUGAACAGCAACUGGAGGAGUUUUGCUCAAUCUGCACAUACGUUUCGGGCCAGUACGACCGGGACGAGUCCUUUACGCAGUUGAACAAGCACCUUGAAGAGCUGGAGGCCGGUCGCAAGGAGACUAACAGGCUUUUCUACAUGGCGCUGCCUCCUAGUGUCUUCACCAUCGUGUCGCAGCACCUGAAGAAGUGCUGCUACCCAUCGAAGGGCAUUGCCCGUGUCAUCGUCGAGAAGCCGUUUGGCAAAGACUUGGCAAGCUCUCGCGAGCUGCAGAAGUCGCUCGAGCCUGACUGGAAGGAGGAUGAGCUAUUCCGGAUUGACCACUAUCUUGGUAAAGAGAUGGUCAAGAACAUUCUCAUUCUUCGUUUUGGCAACUCGUUCCUGGGCGCCACCUGGAACAGGAGCCAUAUCGACAAUGUCCAGAUUACAUUCAAGGAACCCUUUGGCACCGAGGGUCGCGGUGGGUACUUUGAUGAGUUUGGCAUCAUUCGCGAUGUCAUGCAGAACCACUUGCUCCAAGUCCUCACGCUCCUUGCCAUGGAACGGCCCAUUUCGUUCUCGUCUGAAGACAUUCGAGACGAGAAGGUGCGAGUUCUUCGUGCGAUUCCGGCAAUCGAGCCCAAGAAUGUCAUCAUCGGUCAGUACGGAAAGUCUCUUGACGGCAGCAAGCCGUCGUACAAGGAGGACGACACUGUGCCCAAGGACUCGCGCUGCCCCACAUUCUGCGCGCUCGUUGCCUACAUCAAGAACGAGCGGUGGGAUGGUGUCCCGUUCAUCAUGAAGGCAGGCAAGGCGCUAAAUGAGCAAAAGACGGAGAUCCGUGUGCAGUUCAAAGAUGUUACUUCGGGGAUCUUUAAGGAUAUUCCCCGGAACGAGCUCGUGAUGCGCAUUCAGCCGAAUGAGAGCGUCUACAUCAAGAUGAAUUCGAAGCUUCCCGGCCUGACCAUGCAGACUGUUGUCACAGAGCUUGACCUGACAUACAGGAGAAGAUUCUCGGAUCUGAAAAUCCCAGAGGCUUACGAGUCUCUGAUUCUCGACUGCCUGAAGGGCGAUCAUUCGAACUUUGUCCGAGACGACGAACUCGAUGCUAGCUGGCGGAUUUUCACGCCUCUUUUGCACUAUCUAGAUGACAACAAGGAAAUCAUCCCGAUGGAGUAUCCGUAUGGCUCCCGAGGGCCUGCUGUUCUGGACGAUUUUACAUCGUCGUACGGAUACAAGUUCAGCGAUGCUGCAGGAUACCAAUGGCCGACGACAUCGGCUCUGGGUCCGGGAAACAAGUUGUGA
Lasiosphaeria miniovina is the source of this 1527-nucleotide messenger RNA. RefSeq names its product glucose-6-phosphate dehydrogenase. Gene Ontology annotation, biological process: glucose metabolic process; pentose-phosphate shunt, oxidative branch. The coding region runs from base 1 to 1527 and encodes 508 amino acids. The transcript is spliced from 6 exons. The record is from RefSeq and is a predicted model, not a curated record. NCBI's taxonomy places the organism in Eukaryota, Fungi, Ascomycota, Sordariomycetes, Sordariales, Lasiosphaeriaceae. Gene Ontology annotation, molecular function: glucose-6-phosphate dehydrogenase activity; NADP binding. Gene Ontology annotation, cellular component: cytosol.